AUGACUGAACAAUUAGAGGCCUUAGUUAAAGAACGCGGAAUAUAUAAAGGAAAAAUAACCAAAAUUAUUAACUGGUAUAAUAAAUCAGUCGACACAGAGACCAAUUACAUGGAAUUUGAAGUCAGACUAGAUAGUUUAACUCAAGCCUUUAAUAAAUAUGAAGACGUUCAAAUGAAAAUAGAAAUUAUUGAUUCAACUAAUGAAGAUAAAGAUAGCGUCGACGACAAAUAUUACUCUUGUUUGGCGAAGUUGAAGACAAAAAUUAAGUCUCUUUGUUUUACUCAAAAUCGUGGACAAACAGUUCCUAAUGAAACUCUAACGCUAAAACCUAAUGUCAAUUUGCCGCAGCUGAGUAUACCUCAGUUUUGUGGAGAGCUCACAAAAUGGAAUGCUUUUUAUCAACUCUUUAACACUCUUAUAGUAAACAAUCAUAUGCUCACAAACAUAGAAAAAUUAAUUUACCUAAAAUCAUAUUUAAAAGGCGAACCUCUACACUUAAUCGAAACCUUGCAAUUAACUGAUUGUAACUUAGAAAUUGCUAUUGACACUCUUAAACAACGAUAUGAUAAUCAGUUAUCAAUUAUAUUUGCUCACAUUAAAAACUUAGUUGAAAUUCCUAGUUUAACUAAGGUAAACGCCCAAACCGUGCGUGAUUUUAUAGUACAAAUUAAACAAAAUAUAGACUCUCUUAAAAAUUUAGCAAUUCCAGUCGAACAUUGGGAUCUAAUGCUUAUUUAUUUAUUCUCACAAAAAUUAGAUUUUGGUACCCGUAAAGCAUACAUCUCUGAUAGAGAAAUGCAAACAUCCAAUAGUCAAUCGGCUACCUUUCCUAAGCUAGACGAUUUGCUCACCUUUCUCGAAUGCCGGUGCUCUGUUUUAGAAAAUCUCUCAGAACCUUUGGCUAAAAAGGCCUCACCUCUUUAUAACGGUCCACCCCUAGAGAGAAAUACAUCAUCUCAGCCUAAAAUUCAUCGAUAUACUCAUCUUGUACAAGACAAUAAUCGUGAACAGGGCCGUACUCAAAGUCAAAACAAUAAUUCUCAAUUAAGGUUUAAAAGAUGUAGUUUUUGCAAUAAUUCCUUUCACAAAAUUUAUACCUGCAUGAAAUUUAGAGACCUACCCUUAAGGCAAAAAUCUGAUUUUGUUUAUCAAAACAAGUUAUGUGUUAAUUGUUUGGGUUCAAAACAUCAUGUACGUGACUGCAGUUCUCAGUUAGCUUGCUCAAGUUGUGGGAAAAAACAUCACUCUCUUUUACAUUCUCCCACGCCACAGAGUUCUGGCUCUGAUUGGCGACAUCCUGGCAAUUCACAACGAAACUAUAACGAUACUCCUAACCCGCAAGUUUCAUGCUCACCCUAUGAACAACGUAAUGAUGUUCAACCCAGUUGUAGCGCCAACCCCUCAAGUGGUCCCUCCAGAAAUCACCAGCAACAAGACGCUAGCGCGACCAACAAUCAAACAAGCCUUGCAGUAUUUGCCCACGAUGAUAAUGAAGUCUUAUUGGCCACAGCUCUUGUAAAUAUACUCGCUAAAAAUGGUCAGAGCGUCCCUGCAAGGGCGAUUAUCGAUCCUGGCAGUACCAUAUCAAUAAUGACAGAGUCAUUAUUAGGCAGGCUGCAACUAACCCCUGAUAUUCAAAAUGUUCAGAUUUCAGGUAUUGGAGGAAACGUCGAGCACUCAAAUAAGGUAAUAUCUCUAAAAAUAUCCUCAACACUCAGUCCCUUCUCCAUGAAUGUAAAUUGUUGUAUAUUAAAUAAAAUUACCGAAUUAUCCCCUCAUUAUCGAAUAAAUAAAAACAUGCUGCAAAUUCCCCCCUCUAUUGAACUUGCAGAUCCCACAUUUAACAGACCCUCUUGUAUAGAUAUGUUGCUUGGAGCCGAUGUCUAUUACAAAAUUCUCUCCGGACACAUUGUUCCAGUCAAUGAACAAUCUCUUACAUUAGUUGGUACUCAUUUUGGUUAUCUUAUUUCGGGCCUAAUCCCCUCUCAUGCCAUUUUUAAUAGACCCCACGCUAAUAAUAGUUGUUUUCUUGUCCAAGGACAGAAUGAGGAACCCCGAUUAGAUUACCUCCUGGAAAAAUUCUGGUCAAUAGAAAAUUUUUCAAAUCCUGUAGGCAUGCAAGUGACCCCAGAAGAAUUAGCAGUAGAAAGUAAUUUUUGCAAUAACACGAUCGUGUUGACUGAUCAUUCAUUUCAAGUAAAUCUGCCUCUUAAAACUCCCAGGGAACACUUUAUGCUUGGUGAAUCAUUUUAUCUCGCAAAAAAGAGAUUUUUUAAUUUAGAAAAACGCCUUGAAAAAGAUGCAGCCCUUCACACUCAGUAUAAAGCCUUUAUAGAUGAAUACAUUUCCUUGAAUCAUGCCCGUGUAGUCCCCCUCUCUUUAAAAAACGAAAAGCUAGAGAAUAAAUAUUUUUUACCCCAUCACUGCGUACUCCGUGAAAGUAGUCAAACUACGAAAUUACGUGUUGUGUUUGAUGGUUCUAUGAAAACUUCCACGGGGUUGUCUCUAAAUGACGUCAUGCACAAAGGCAUGACUGUUCAACCGGAACUCUUUGACAUUCUUUUGCGGUUCAGAAGUUUUAAAUAUGUGCUUACCGCUGAUAUAGAAAAAAUGUACCGACAAAUCCGAGUAAACCCAAAUCAAACUUAUCUUCAAAAUAUUCUUUGGCGAGAAUCCCCUGCUUCUAAAUUACAAUGCAUUGAGUUAUUAACAGUCACUUACGGAACUAACUGUGCUCCCUAUUUAGCUACACGUGUGCUUAAAGAAUUGGCACUCACACAUAAAUCAAAAUAUCCUCUCGCUUCUGCAGCAAUCCUUUCUCAAUGUUACGUGGAUGAUAUUCUCUGCGGACAAAACUCAAUUGAUGAUUUAGUCGCACUUUAUUUUGAACUUAUUGAAUUAUGCAAAUUGGGUCAUUUUAAUUUGCAUAAAUGGUGUUCUAACUCCAGUGUAUUUUUAGAAAAAAUUAAAUUAUCUCUUACCCCUCCUCAACUAAGCAAAGAUUACAAUAUUAAGAUAGAAGGAAUCUCCAAUAAAGUUUUAGGCAAUCGAUGGAAUUCUGAGUUGGACAUGUUUUAUAUAAAUGUGCCGACAAUUUCUAUACAGCAAAUUCUUACUAAACGGUUAGUUCUCUCAAACAUAGCUCAAAUGUUUGACCCCUUGGGUUUAAUAGGACCAGUUAUCGUAAUCGCAAAAAUCAUUAUGCAAGAAAUAUGGAAAUUAAAACAUGGUUGGGACGACCCAAUUACAGGUACCAUGUUAAACGACUGUACGGAUUAUUUUCAAACUAUUUCAAAGCUUAACUCUUUAAAAAUUCCUCGAUAUAUUCUCUUCAGCAGAGACUUCAGGUUUUGCGAAAUACACGGAUUUUCCGAUGCAAGCCGGAAGGCAUACGGUGCAUGUUUGUACAUCCGAGCCUUCUAUCCUGACAAUACCGUGUCAUGCCACCUCAUAACAUCUAAAAGUCGAAUUGCCCCAAUAAAGGAGUUAACUAUACCCAGAUUGGAACUUUGUGGAGCCUUACUACUCGCAAAUUUAACUGCUCGAAUUCUCUCUAUCCUUGAAAACCGUUUUUCGUUUCAAUCAGUUAAUCUCUGGACUGACUCUGAAAUCGUCUUAUGCUGGUUAAAUAGCCAGCCCUCUCGCUUCAACGUCUUUAUUGCCAAUCGAAUAUCACAAAUACAGUCAUUAUCUCAAGAUUGGAAGUGGCGUCAUAUAAAAUCAAAAGACAACCCGGCAGACUACCUGUCUAGGGGUUUAAAACCUGACGAGCUCAUAAACUCGAGCGUCUGGUGGCACGGGCCACAAUUCUUACAAUACCCCGAAGUAAAUUUAAAUCUGUUUGAUUUUAAGAACUCCACAACCGCAGAAGAAACCAAAAAGGUCAACACAGUUUUACUUACAUCAAUAAAUAAUUUUUGGGAGUUACUUUUCAAAAGGUUUUCAAAGUAUACAAGGCUACAACGAACAUUAGCUUACAUUUUACGAUUUGUACAUAAUAUUAGGGCUCAGGUAAUUAAACGAGCCGGUCCUCUUUCCUUAGACGAGCUUAAAAAGGCAGAACUUCUUAUUCUCAAAUCAAUACAAAGCCAGGCAUUCUCAACCAUAUUCCUCCACCUCUCUAAAUCACCCAACGUUAAAAUUGCUAACAAACAAAUUUUAAAAUUAAAUCCAUUCAUUGAUUCAGACAACCUAAUCCGUGUCGGAGGUAGAUUAUCACAAGCACUGAUACCCUAUGAUCAUAAAUACCCUAUUUUAUUGCCCUCUAAUAAUAAGGUAGUUAACCUUUUGUUACAAAAGGAACAUCUCAGACUGGGACACGUAGGUCCCCAAACACUUUUAUCAAAUAUUCGCCUUCGAUACUGGCCUCUUAACGGCCUAAGAGAAAUUAAGAAGAUUUCUAUCAACUGUUUAAAUUGUUUUAAAUUUAAAGCACGGACCUUUCAACAAAUUAUGUCAGAUUUGCCCAAGGAAAGAGUUGUACCCUCUCGACCAUUCUCUAAAGUAGGUGUGGACUUUGGUGGACCCUUUUUUAUAAAGGCAUCGAAUUUAAGGCGCGCUAAAGUUGAAAAAGGAUAUAUUGCCUUAUUUGUAUGCAUGGCAACCAAGGCUGUUCACAUCGAACUAGUCUCAAGCCUUUCGACUCAGGCAUUUUUGGCAUGUCUAAAACGUUUUAUUGCUAGAAGAGGUCUCCCUACCACAAUUUUCAGCGAUCAUGGAACCAAUUUCUUAGGUGCUAAUAAUCAAAUUAGAGAACUUUAUUCGAUGUUGUCCUCCAAAGCAACUCAAAAUGACAUCCAUAAUUUUUCCUCUAGUUAUGAAAUUCAAUGGAAAUUUAGUCCCCCACAAUCUCCUCAUUGGGGCGGCUUAUGGGAAGCUGCAAUUAAAAGCACUAAACACCAUAUUAAACGUGUAAUCGGUGAUCAGCAGCUUACUUUUGAAGAAUUUGCCACUAUUUUGACUCAAAUUGAGGCUAUUUUAAAUUCCAGACCGCUUCAGCCCUUAUCCGAUGACCCCUCUGACUUAAAUUGCUUGACUCCAGGUCACUUUUUAAUAGGUGCACCACUCACUUCAUACCCCGAUCGUGAUCACUGCAAUAUUUCAAAAAAUCGGUUGGAUCGUUGGCAAAAAUGUAUUCAAAUACAACAAUUAUUUUGGAAACGGUGGAUCAAGGAAUACCUUAAUAAUUUGCAGAACAGGCCUAAAUGGUUGUCCAAGAAACGCAAUAUUAAGGUCAAUGAGGUUGUUCUUCUAAAGGAAAAUAACACACGACCUUUAGAAUGGCCAUUAGCCAGGGUUCUAGAGGUUAUCCCGAGCAAGGAUGGGCACGUUAGACUAACUAAGAUAAAAACAAGCAAGGGUAUUUACGUCAGAAACAUAACUAAAUUAUGCCCAUUACCUCAACUCGAAGAUUGA
Anthonomus grandis grandis is the source of this 5415-nucleotide messenger RNA. RefSeq lists its product as uncharacterized. The transcript has a single exon. The record is from RefSeq and is a predicted model, not a curated record. Gene Ontology annotation, biological process: DNA integration. Gene Ontology annotation, molecular function: nucleic acid binding. The coding region runs from base 1 to 5415 and encodes 1804 amino acids. Lineage: Eukaryota; Metazoa; Arthropoda; Insecta; Coleoptera; Curculionidae.